AUCCCUUACUCUUUCUUUCUCUCACUCUAUAAUAAAACCCCACUCUUUCUCUCUCUAAAAUCUCUCUGAAAUCUUUAACUCUUUAACAUUUUUUUCUUUAUUUAUGAUCCUCUUAAUCGAUUAAUGGAUUAUGGAUCUGCUCUGUUUAUCGCUUCCGAGAUCCUUUAAACUCUAAAUUUAAUGGUAUCUUUCCUCUUGUUUCUGAUUGAAUCUGUUUUUCUGGGAAUAUUUUCCAAGAGGGAGAAAGUAGAGCAAAACGUUUGAAAUGAAGGUGCCGUGCUGUUCUGUUUGCCAGACCAGGUAUAACGAGGAGGAAAGAGUUCCUUUACUGCUUCAAUGCGGCCAUGGCUUUUGCAAAGACUGCCUUUCCAGGAUGUUCUCGGCAUCGCUUGAUACCACUUUGGUUUGUCCCAGGUGUCGCCAUGUCUCCGUCGUAGGUAACUCCGUCAAUGCACUCCGUAAGAACUAUGCUGUUCUUGCCCUUCUCCACUCUCCUGCGGCUGUGUCGGCGCCUAACUUUGACUGCGAUUACACGGACGAUGAGGAGGAUGAGGAUAACGUGGAGGAAGAAGAAGAGAGGUGUAGCCGCGGGUCCCACGCCUCAAGUUCUGGAGGUUGCGGGCCGGUGAUCGAGGUAGGGGUCCACCCGGAGGUCAAGCUGGUUAGGAAGAUAGGGGAGGGAAGGAGAGCGGGAGUGGAGACUUGGGCUGCUGUAAUUGGAGGUGGGAUCCAUGGGAAGUGCAAGCAUCGCGUGGCAAUAAAGAGGGUGGAGGUGGGAGAGGAUAUGGAGGUGGAGUGGGUGCAAGGGCAGCUGGAGAACUUGCGGCGUGCUUCCAUGUGGUGUAGAAAUGUUUGUACUUUCCAUGGGAUGGUUAAGAUGGAUGGAUGUUUAGGACUUGUUAUGGAUAGAUUUUGUGGUUCUGUGCAAUCCGAGAUGCAGCGAAAUGAAGGCAGGCUUACUCUCGAGCAAAUUCUAAGAUAUGGGGCUGACAUAGCACGAGGGGUGGCUGAACUCCAUGCAGCUGGUGUUGUCUGUAUGAACAUAAAACCAUCCAAUCUUCUUUUGGAUCCAAGUGGGCGAGCUGUAGUUUCUGAUUAUGGACUUGCUGCAAUUUUGAAGAAACCUGCAUGCCGAAAAGCUCGAUCAGAGUGUGAAUCUGCGAAAAUCCAUUCUUGCAUGGACUGUACAAUGCUCAGCCCACACUACACGGCUCCAGAGGCAUGGGAGCCAGUGAAGAAAUCAUUGAAUUUAUUCUGGGAUGAUGCAAUUGGUAUUUCUGCAGAGUCAGAUGCCUGGAGUUUCGGUUGUACAUUGGUGGAGAUGUGCACUGGUUCCAUCCCGUGGGCUGGUUUAAGUGCAGGGGAAAUUUAUCGAGCUGUUGUCAAAGCUCGAAAAUUGCCUCCACAAUAUGCUAGUGUAGUGGGUGUUGGAAUGCCUAGAGAAUUGUGGAAGAUGAUUGGGGAGUGCCUGCAGUUCAAGGCAUCUAAAAGACCUAGUUUUAAUGCAAUGUUAGCAAUAUUCCUCCGACAUUUGCAAGAGUUGCCACGUAGCCCUCCUGCCAGCCCUGAUAACAGUAGCUUUGCAAAAUAUGCUGGAUCAAAUGUGACAGAACCAUCGCCAGCAUCUGAUUUGGAGGUUUUACAAGACAAUCCUAGCCAUUUACAUCGGCUAGUAUCUGAAGGGGAUGUCAGAGGUGUUAGAGAUCUGCUUGCAAAGGCUGCAUCUGGAAAUGGUGGUGGCUCAUUAUCUAUAUUGUUAGAAGCACAGAAUGCUGAUGGGCAAACAGCACUUCACUUGGCCUGUAGACGUGGUAGUUCAGAACUUGUUGGGGCUAUAUUGGAACACAGGCAGGCAAAUGUGGAUGUUUUGGAUAAAGAUGGCGAUCCUCCACUUGUUUUUGCUUUAGCCGCUGGAUCACCAGAAUGUGUACGUGCACUUAUUGAAAGAGGGGCUAAUGUUGGAUCUAGGUUAAGAGAUGGUUUUGGUCCAUCUGUUGCUCAUGUUUGUGCCUAUCAUGGACAACCUGAUUGUAUGCGUGAGCUACUACUGGCUGGAGCUGAUCCUAAUGCAGUGGAUGAUGAAGGUGAAACUGUCCUGCACAGAGCUGUCGCCAAGAAAUACACAGAUUGUGCUCUUGUUAUAUUGGAGAAUGGAGGAUGUAGAUCAAUGGCUGUUCGGAAUUCAAAAAAUUUGACACCAUUGCACUUGUGUGUGGCAACAUGGAAUGUGGCUGUUGUGAAAAGGUGGAUGGAAGUUGCUUCCCUGGAAGAAAUUGCUGGUACAAUUGACAUACCAAGUCCAGUUGGAACUGCAUUGUGUAUGGCAGCUGCUGUAAAGAAAGAUCAUGAAAAUGAGGGAAGAGAACUGGUGCGUAUAUUGCUUGCUGCUGGAGCAGAUCCAACGGCCCAAGAUGCACAGCAUGGGCGAACAGCCUUGCAUACUGCUGCUAUGGCUAAUGAUGUUGAGUUGGUCAAUAUUAUUCUUAAAGCUGGAGUGGAUGUGAACAUUCGAAACAUGCAUAAUACGAUACCUCUUCAUGUAGCCUUAGCCAGAGGGGCAAAGUCAUGUGUUGGAUUGCUUUUAUCAGCUGGGGCGAGUUGUAAUCUGCAGGAUGAUGAAGGUGAUAAUGCUUUCCACAUAGCAGCUGAUGCAGCAAAAAUGAUACGUGAAAAUCUUGAAUGGCUCAUCAUUAUGCUUAAAAAUCCUGGUGCUGCUGUCGAGGUUAGAAACCACAGUGGUAAGACACUGCGUGACUUUUUGGAGGCCCUUCCCCGGGAAUGGAUUUCAGAAGAUUUGCUGGAGGCACUUAUGAAUAGAGGCGUUCAUCUUUCUCCUACAAUUUUUGAAGUGGGGGAUUGGGUGAAGUUCAAAAGAAGUGUUACAACUCCUACUUAUGGUUGGCAAGGUGCUAAACAUAAGAGUAUAGGCUUUGUGCAAAGUGUUGUGGACAAGGACAAUCUCAUAGUAUCAUUCUGUACUGGAGAGGCUCGUGUGUUAGCCAGUGAAGUUGUGAAGGUGAUUCCCUUAGACAGGGGACAGCAUGUUAAGCUUAAACCAGAUGUCAAAGAGCCGAGGUUUGGCUGGCGUGGUCAAUCACGUGACAGCAUUGGAACUGUUUUAUGUGUUGAUGAUGAUGGGAUUCUACGUGUUGGGUUUCCUGGAGCAUCCAGAGGAUGGAAAGCUGAUCCAGCAGAAAUGGAAAGAGUUGAAGAAUUCAAGGUAGGUGACUGGGUUCGAAUCCGUCCUGCACUCACAACAGCCAAGCAUGGUCUAGGAUUGGUAACACCAGGAAGCAUUGGUAUUGUGUAUUGUAUCAGACCAGAUAGUAGUCUGUUGUUAGAGCUAAGUUAUCUUCCAAAUCCCUGGCAUUGCGAACCAGAGGAGGUUGAGCCUGUUGCCCCUUUCAGGAUUGGUGAUCGGGUGUGUGUGAAGCGAUCUGUUGCAGAACCUAGAUAUGCUUGGGGUGGUGAGACCCAUCACAGUGUUGGAAGGAUUAGUGAGAUUGAGAAUGAUGGUCUCCUCAUAAUAGAAAUUCCAAAUCGACCUAUCCCGUGGCAGGCUGACCCAUCUGACAUGGAAAAGGUCGAGGAUUUCAAGGUUGGGGAUUGGGUGAGAGUGAAGGCUUCAGUAUCCUCUCCAAAAUAUGGAUGGGAGGACAUUACACGGAACAGCAUUGGAAUAAUUCACAGCUUGGAGGAGGACGGUGAUAUGGGAGUUGCCUUUUGUUUCAGGAGCAAGCCUUUUUGUUGCUCUGUGACAGAUGUGGAGAAGGUGCCUCCUUUUGAAGUGGGACAAGAGAUACAUGUCAUGCCUUCUGUAACUCAGCCACGACUUGGAUGGUCAAAUGAAAGCCCUGCAACUGUUGGAAAGAUUGUUAGAAUCGACAUGGAUGGAGCUUUGAAUGCAAGGGUUGCUGGCAGACACAGCUUGUGGAAAGUUUCUCCUGGAGAUGCCGAACGACUUUCAGGAUUUGAAGUUGGUGACUGGGUGCGUUCAAAACCAAGCCUGGGGACUAGACCAAGCUAUGAUUGGAAUAGUAUUGGGAAGGAAAGUUUAGCUGUUGUACAUAGUGUGCAAGAGACAGGUUACCUAGAGCUGGCUUGUUGUUUCCGUAAAGGAAGGUGGAUUACUCAUUACACAGAUGUUGAAAAGGUUCCAUGCUUCAAAAUUGGGCAGCAUGUUCGGUUUCGAUCUGGAUUAGUUGAGCCAAGAUGGGGCUGGAGGGAUGCUCAGCCUGAUUCAAGAGGCAUAAUAACCAGUGUUCAUGCUGAUGGAGAAGUAAGAGUUGCUUUCUUUGGUUUGCCAGGAUUGUGGAGAGGAGAUCCUGCAGAUCUUGAGAUCGAACAGAUGUUUGAAGUGGGAGAAUGGGUGAGGCUGAAGGAAGAUGCUGGUAACUGGAAGUCUGUUGGGCCAGGAUGCAUUGGUGUUGUACAGGGCAUGGGGUACGAUAGAGAUGAAUGGGAUGGAAGCACUUAUGUGGGCUUUUGUGGGGAGCAAGAAAGAUGGGUGGGGUCUACUUCCCAUCUGGAAAAAGUGAUGAGGCUCAUGAUUGGACAGAAGGUUAGGGUUAAACUCUCUGUUAAACAGCCAAGAUUUGGGUGGUCGGGCCACAGUCAUGCAAGUGUUGGAACAAUUGCGGCUAUCGAUGCUGAUGGAAAACUAAGAAUAUAUACUCCAGUAGGGUCCAAAACUUGGAUGCUUGAUCCAUCAGAAGUGGAGCUGGUGGAGGAAGAGGAACUCCACAUUGGAGACUGGGUGAAGGUAAGAGCAUCAGUAUCAACACCCACGCACCAGUGGGGAGAAGUGAAUCAUUCAAGCAUUGGGGUGGUGCAUCGGAUGGAAGAUGGGGAAUUAUGGGUAGCAUUCUGUUUCACGGAGAGGCUGUGGCUUUGCAAGGCGUGGGAAAUGGAACGGAUUAGGCCUUUCAAAGUAGGGGACAAGGUGAGGAUAAGAGAAGGACUUGUAACACCUCGGUGGGGGUGGGGGAUGGAGACUCAUGCAAGCAAAGGCAGGGUAGUCGGAGUUGAUGCAAAUGGGAAGCUAAGGAUUAAGUUUCAGUGGAGAGAAGGGAGGCCAUGGAUUGGAGAUCCGGCUGAUAUUGUUCUUGAUGAGAGUUAAGAGGCGCCGAACGAUAUAUCCUUGUGUUCUGCUUUUCUUUAGUUCGCACCUCGAGCUGUAGGAACUCGCCUCCUGCCACAGUUGGAAAGGCAACAUGCUUCCUCUUCUGUAGACGAUCCAUAUGCUUGCAAGUCAAGAUUUGACUGCAGGUGGGAUUCCUUAACAAAGAGAAAUUUGUUUAUUGUUAAUAAACAGAAGACAUACAGAGAAAUCGGAUACUGGGACCAUGCGGAAAAUUGGCUUGCCUUGCUGUUAAUUUAUAGGAGAUGACAGAACAGACGAGAAAAGGAUAGCUGUAGCCAUUUGUAUUUCAUAGACAUUGGUAGCUGAUAAGCUUCGUUUUUUGAGGUAUAUAUGUCAUUUAUAUGUAAUUUUGUACAAAUCGAACCCAUUAUAAAUCUUUGCGAGUUGUUGUCCUUUUCAGUA
Jatropha curcas is the source of this 5545-nucleotide messenger RNA. It is a transcript of the gene KEG, whose product is annotated as protein kinase KEG. NCBI's taxonomy places the organism in Eukaryota, Viridiplantae, Streptophyta, Magnoliopsida, Malpighiales, Euphorbiaceae. Gene Ontology annotation, molecular function: ubiquitin-protein transferase activity; protein binding; protein kinase activity. Gene Ontology annotation, cellular component: early endosome; trans-Golgi network. The record is from RefSeq and is a predicted model, not a curated record. Gene Ontology annotation, biological process: negative regulation of abscisic acid-activated signaling pathway; defense response; late endosome to vacuole transport.